Cannabis sativa is the source of this 1169-nucleotide messenger RNA. Its product is annotated as peroxisomal 2,4-dienoyl-CoA reductase [(3E)-enoyl-CoA-producing]. Lineage: Eukaryota; Viridiplantae; Streptophyta; Magnoliopsida; Rosales; Cannabaceae. Gene Ontology annotation, biological process: fatty acid catabolic process. Gene Ontology annotation, molecular function: 2,4-dienoyl-CoA reductase (NADPH) activity. The record is from RefSeq and is a predicted model, not a curated record. The transcript is spliced from 5 exons. The coding region runs from base 138 to 1028 and encodes 296 amino acids.
ACAUAGUCAUUGGAAAAUAAGGAAACUUAGUAGUAAUUGACCUUCUGAAAUGAACAAGGGACAAUAACAUCGUCCUCUACGAACUCCUCUGUUUAGAUUCUUAGAAAAUAAAAGAGAGAGAAAGAGAGAGAUUGAAGAUGGAGUCACCAUUCAGAGGUGACAUAGCAAAGGGUAAGGUGGCUCUGAUAACAGGAGGAGGUUCAGGAAUUGGGUUGGAAAUAUCAACUCAACUGGGGAAACAUGGAGCUUCAAUCGCUAUCAUGGGACGAAGAAAACAAGUCAUUCACUCUGCUGUCUCUGCUCUCCGAUCACUUGGGAUUUCGGCUGUUGGUUUUCAAGGAGAUGUUCGUAAACAAGAAGACGCAAAAAGAAUUAUGGAUUCAACUUUUGAGCAAUUUGGUAGGAUUGACAUACUUGUGAACGCUGCAGCUGGAAACUUUCUUGUUUUAUCAGAGGAUUUGUCUCCUAAUGGAUUUCGAACAGUUAUGGAUAUUGAUGCAGUUGGUACAUUCACAAUGUGUCAUGAGGCACUAAAGUAUUUAAAGAAAGGAGGAUUAGGUAGGAGCCAAUGUGGUGGUGGAAUAAUAUUAAACAUUAGUGCUACUUUACACUACACAGCAGCUUGGUAUCAAAUUCAUGUUUCAGCAGCCAAGGCAGCUAUUGAUGCCCUUACAAGAAAUUUGGCAUUGGAGUGGGGGACUGAUUAUGAUAUGAAGGUGAAUGUGAUAGCACCUGGCCCUAUUGGUAAUACUCCUGGAAUUGAUAAAUUAGCACCAAAGAAAAUGGAAACCAAUACAAAUGACUACCUUGCCGUGACUAAAGUUGGGGAGAGUUGGGAUGUGGCUAUGGCUGCUCUUUAUCUUGUUUCAGAUGCAGGUAGACACAUAAAUGGAGCUAACAUGGUGGUUGAUGGAGGACAAUGGAUGAACCGCCUUCCGCAUUUACCGAAAGAGGGAGUAAAACAGCUUUCAAGAGCAGUGGAGAAGAGGACUAGAGCUGCAUCUUUACUCCCAAGGAGCAAAAUCUAAGCCAUUCAUCAUAGAGAAUAUAUCAUAAAAUAGAUGUACCUCAAAUACUAUGCAAAAGUACUUCUAAAUAAGCACAUAACUACUAAAGUGUUUAAAGAAAAGAUUUUGAUGCUUAAAUAAAUUUGGAUUGUAUUCCUCUCC